GCCGAGGGCCACGCGCGCGCCUCCUACUGCCUCGGCAACGCGCACGCCUACGGCGUCGGCGUCGACCAGGACGACGCCCGGGCCGCGUCGUACUACGAAGUCGCGGCCGCCGCGGGCGUGCCCGAGGCGCAGAGCAACCUCGGCCUGUUCUACGCCCAGGGCCGCGGCGCCAAAGCGGCCUACUACUACGACAAGGCCGCGAGCCAGGGCGACGCCAACGCCAUGUGCAACUUGGCCACGAUGCACAGCCGCGGCAUCGGCGUCGCCCGGGACGACGCGAAGGCGACGGCGCUCCUCCGCCGCGCCGCCGACGCGGGCCACCGCGACGGCGCCGCGAUGCUCGGCAGCCGCUACCUGACGGGCGCCGGCUGCGCCCAGGACUACGGCGAGGCCGUGAAGUGGCUGCGAAUCGCUGCGGAUAAGGGCAGCGCCGACGCCCAGUUCAAUCUGGGCCUGUCCUACCACCUCGGCAACGGCGUCGCCAAGGACCCGGCGCUCGCCCUCGACUGGAUCAAGAAAGCCGCGCGCCAGGGCCAC
Messenger RNA from Aureococcus anophagefferens, 537 nucleotides. RefSeq lists its product as hypothetical. The annotation marks the transcript as partial. The transcript is spliced from 2 exons. Lineage: Eukaryota; Pelagophyceae; Pelagomonadales; Pelagomonadaceae. The record is from RefSeq and is a predicted model, not a curated record. Gene Ontology annotation, molecular function: protein binding.